Messenger RNA from Zerene cesonia (dogface butterfly), 2957 nucleotides. Its product is annotated as U2 snRNP-associated SURP motif-containing protein. Gene Ontology annotation, molecular function: RNA binding. Gene Ontology annotation, biological process: RNA processing. The record is from RefSeq and is a predicted model, not a curated record. The transcript is spliced from 17 exons. The coding region runs from base 243 to 2882 and encodes 879 amino acids. Gene Ontology annotation, cellular component: nucleus. Lineage: Eukaryota; Metazoa; Arthropoda; Insecta; Lepidoptera; Pieridae.
GUUAGUUUGUGGUAUCAUACAGAGAGGUUAUUAAUGAUAUAGUUGUUUGGAAUUUAUACGUAUUCAUUCAUAUAUUCAAUAGCUUAAAAUUAUAAUUUUUUAGAGUAAACGUACUUUAAUAAGUAAUUUAAAUAAUGAAGAUGAUUAAUACAACUUAGAGAUUUAUUCAUUGAUCCCGGCUAAAUGACUGUGUUAGAUCGUCUCAUUCAGAUAUUAUGUGUUAAAUGUAAUUUAUCAUCACAAUGAGUGGACGCGGUUUAACGAAAAAAGAGCUUGAAGAGUUGAGGAAGAAGGAAGAAGAGGAAGCAGCAGCUCAUGUAUUCAAGGAGUUUGUGGAAACAUUUCAAGAAGUACCUAGCACUACUUCUAAGGUUUGGGUGAAAGCUGGAACUUAUGAUGCAGGGGCCAGAAAGGAAGAUACAUCAGAAAGGGGUAAGCUUUACAAGCCAGUGUCUCGGCUGGAUGAGAAGCGGAGUGUCUCGGAGGCUGAGGUGGUCCGGAACCUCGCCCAGAGACCAGAGCCACCCGGCAGACCUCGCAAUAAAAAGGGCAAUGAUAAGAAAAAGAGCAACUUAGAAUUGUUCAAAGAGGAACUGAGACAAAUUCAAGAAGAGAGAUCAGAGCGUCAUAAAUACAAGAAUGUGCUUCGUGACCGAGGUAUUGUUGGGCCUGAACCUAUCGUUGAUAAUAUUCCUGAUGUAGGCUCAUACGACACUGGUGAUCCUAACACCACGAAUUUGUAUCUGGGCAACUUGAAUCCAAAGAUAACAGAACAGCAAUUGAUGGAGAUAUUCGGUCGAUAUGGACCACUCGCCAGCAUUAAGAUAAUGUGGCCGAGAUCUGAUGAGGAGAAAGCGCGGGGUAGGAACUGCGGUUUCGUCGCGUUCAUGUCGCGUAAGGAUGGUGAAAGAGCGCUCAGAAAUAUUAAUGGCAAAGAGAUAAUGAACUACGAGAUGAAGCUAGGCUGGGGUAAAGCGGUGUUAAUCCCUCCCGUGCCUAUCUAUAUUCCGCCGGCGCUGCAUCACCCCACCAAGCCGCCGCCGCCCUCCGGCCUACCAUUCAAUGCGCAGCCGCCGAAACACUUGAGGGAUAAGAUACCUCGUAUUCGACCCGGUGAAUAUUACCCGAGCGAUCCCGAAGAUAAGAACACAUAUGAACAGAUUUUAUCCCAGUCGAUUGUCAAAGUGGUCAUCCCAACAGAAAGAAACAUCCUGAUGCUGAUCCACCGGAUGGUCGAGUUCGUGAUACGCGAGGGGCCGAUGUUCGAAGCGAUCAUAAUGAACAAGGAGAUGAGCAACCCGUUCUUUAGUUUCCUUUUCGAGAACCAGUCGCCGGCGCACAUCUACUACCGGUGGAAGCUGUUCUCGAUGCUGCAGGGAGAUUCGCCGAAGCAAUGGUCCCCGGAUGACUUUAGGAUGUUUAAAGGUGGCUCAGUGUGGCGUCCGCCAGUAAUGAAUCUGUAUACGGCUGGGAUGCCGGAUGAGCUGGUGGAAGAAGAAGACGCCAAAGAGAAUAUACGGGGCACACUGUCUAAUAACCAACGCGACCGGCUCGAAGACAUAAUCCGCCACCUGACCCCCACCCGCAGCAGUGUGGGCGAGGCCAUGGCGUGGUGCCUGGAGCACGCGGAGGCGGCCGGCGAGGUGGCGCAGUGCCUCGCCGAGGCGCUGUCCGGGGACAAGACGCCCGCGCACAAGCGCGUCGCGCGGCUCUACCUGCUGUCCGACAUACUGCACAACGCGGGCGCCAAGCUCACCAAUGCGAGCGCGUUUCGCAGCGCUUUCCAGCAGCGCCUGCCGGAGAUAAUGCGCCAGUGCCACGUGGCUUGGCGCGAGAUGAGCUCCCGGAUCCAGCAGGAGGGGUUCCGCGCGCGGGUCACCCGCAUCCUGCAGGCCUGGGCCGACUGGGCGGUCUACCCCACCGACCUGCUGCUGCACAUCAACGACCUGUUCCUGGGGCAAGAGAAGGAGGGUGGUACAGUGAGCGGCGAGCCCGUCGAGGGUCGGCAGUGGGAGGGGUCGCGCUCGGGGUCGGCGUCGCCGCGCUCGGAGGGGUCCGCGGGGUCGGAGGGGUCGGGCCCGCUGGACGGCGCCGCGCUGCGCCGCCUCGCGUCGCAGCGCGGGCCCGUGCGCUUGGACGACAUCGAUGGCGUGCCAGUGGACGAGGACAUAGACGGCGUGCCGCUGGAAGCGGACAGCGAGGCGGGCGCGUCGGGCGGGUCGGGGUCGGGCGGGGAGGGGCCCGCCGCCGCCGCCGCCGCCGGCUUCGUGCCCUCGCGCUGGGAGAGCGUGGAGCCCGCGCCGCCCAGCGACGACGCCUCCACCACGCCCGUGCACGCGCAGCCCGAAGGGUCGGAGUCCCCGCAGGCGCGGUCGGAGGAGCGCACGCUGUCGCGCGAGACGCUGCGCGACAUCGAGGUGCGCGUGCUGAAGUACGCCGACGAGCUGGAGAGCGGCGCGCGCGCCCGCCGCAGCGCGCUCGCGCCGCACCAGCAGAUACACCACUACCGCAGGAAGCUCAUCAAGAAGGCUCUCCGCGAGGCGAAGGAGCUGAAGGAAGGCGAGGCGGCGUCGCCGCGCGAGGAGGACGCGGUGUCGAGCUGCUCCAAGAAGUCCAAGAAGUCUCGCGAGCCGUCGCUCUCGCCGCCGCUCAAGCGGUCGCGAUACGGUGAACGCAAAUCGCGUUCAAGGUCAAGAUCGCGAGAGCGAGACAGAGAAUUGGACAGAUCUCGAGACAGAGAGCGGGACAGAGAUCGCGAUAGAGAGAGGGAAAGAGAGAGAGAUAGGGAACGCGACCGGGAGAGAGAAAGACGGAGACGAUCCCCGGCCACGCCCCCAGCACAUCAUCGAAAGCACUCCAAACAUGCGAAAUAUAAAUACUGAUGUUUGAGACUUGUAACAUAUAAAAUAAAUUGUAUCAUGACGGAACUGUUUCCUUUUUUUGAGCUUGUAUUUAUG